Messenger RNA from Aspergillus niger, 1114 nucleotides. It is a transcript of the gene pgaA, whose product is annotated as endo-polygalacturonase A pgaA-Aspergillus niger [putative frameshift]. The annotation marks the transcript as partial. Lineage: Eukaryota; Fungi; Ascomycota; Eurotiomycetes; Eurotiales; Aspergillaceae. The transcript has 2 exons. Gene Ontology annotation, cellular component: extracellular region. Gene Ontology annotation, molecular function: polygalacturonase activity. Gene Ontology annotation, biological process: pectin catabolic process. The record is from RefSeq and is a predicted model, not a curated record.
AUGCCUUCUGCCAAGCCUUUGUUCUGCCUUGCGACCCUGGCCGGUGCCGCUCUGGCUGCUCCUGCGCCUUCCCGCGUCUCCGACUUCACCAAGUCGGUCCACCUGCACCUUCACUGAUGCGGCCACCGCCUCCGAGAGCAAGACCUCUUGCUCCGACAUCGUCCUCAAGGACAUCACCGUCCCUGCUGGUGAGACCCUUAACCUGAAGGACCUCAACGACGGCACCACCGUCACCUUCGAGGGAACCACCACCUGGGAGUACGAGGAGUGGGAUGGACCCCUUCUCCGUAUCUCCGGUAAGGACAUCACCGUGACCCAGUCCUCCGACGCCGUCCUCGACGGCAACGGCGCCAAGUGGUGGGACGGUGAGGGAACCAACGGCGGCAAGACCAAGCCCAAGUUCUUCUACGCCCACGACCUCGACGACUCCAAGAUCUCCGGUCUUUACAUCAAGAACACCCCCGUCCAGGCCAUCUCCGUCGAGUCGGACAACCUCGUGAUCGAGGACGUCACCAUCGACAACAGCGACGGUGACUCCGAGGGCGGUCACAACACCGACGGUUUCGACAUCAGCGAGAGUACCUACAUCACCAUCACCGGCGCCACCGUCAAGAACCAGGACGACUGCGUCGCCAUCAACUCUGGUGAGAACAUCUACUUCUCCGGCGGUACCUGCUCCGGCGGUCACGGUCUCUCCAUCGGCUCCGUCGGUGGCCGCGACGACAACACCGUCAAGAACGUCACUUUCAUCGACUCGACUGUCUCCGACUCUGAGAACGGUGUUCGCAUCAAGACCGUCUACGACGCUACUGGUACUGUCGAGGACAUCACCUACUCCAACAUCCAGCUCUCCGGUAUUUCCGACUACGGUAUCGUCAUCGAGCAGGACUACGAGAAUGGUGACCCCACUGGUACUCCCUCCAACGGUGUUACCAUCUCCGACGUCACCCUCGAGGACAUCACUGGCUCGGUUGACUCCGACGCUGUCGAGAUCUACAUCCUUUGCGGUGAUGGCAGCUGCUCUGACUGGACCAUGUCUGGCAUUGACAUCACCGGCGGUGAGACCAGCAGCGAUUGCGAGAACGUUCCUUCUGGUGCUUCUUGCGAUCAGUAA